AUGACACAGACGACGAUCCAAGUCAACGAAAGCGUGGCGACUAACGACAGUAACUCGGAAUGCAAGGUGAAAAUCAUUCCAAGGGCAGCAUACUACUUACAAAGUAAAAGGAAUAUUCGAAUUCUUCGGCUGUUGGUUUACCAAAACGCUGUGAUUCGUCCGUUGACGGUUUACAUGGCCAGCGUGAUCCUCCUUGACAAAUGGGACGAGUACAAGUCGGACGACUUUAUCAAAACGCUGUUCAACACGGUGAACGUCGUUUCGAUGACCUUCGCCCUGUACGGAGUACAUGUUCUAACGAGAACCACCUCACCCGUAUUACAGCACCUGAAACUCAUACCACUAAUGCGAUUCGUACAGUUCUUCAUGGUACUCUACGGCGUGCAGGCCCCGAUAUUCUUAUGGGUGACGAGUUGCUGGCAAUGCAACUCGCUACUCCCGAAUCAGUCGGUCACAAAUUCCUGGGCUCUGCGGUCUUCGCAAAACAUGAUGUUCGACGUGCAUCCCUGCCGCCUGCAAAACGGAGACAAACGACGAAGGCCAGUGAUGGAGAAAGUAGAGAACACCAUGACGGAUUCGUUGAUAAUAUGA
Molecule: messenger RNA, 591 nt
Organism: Soboliphyme baturini
Lineage: Eukaryota; Metazoa; Nematoda; Enoplea; Dioctophymatida; Soboliphymatidae
Source: the annotation of a GenBank genome assembly